GCCACGGCCGCCAUGGCAGCGCGGCCCCGCCCGGCGCCCCGGCACGGCCCCACGCGUGGGCCGCCGUUCGGCCUCCGGCGCGACAGGGGGCGCUGUGCUGCGGCGGCGCGGCGGAAGGAGGCCGCCGGCCCGGCGGCCAGGAACUUCCUGCGAGCGGCCGCUCAUGGCUGCCCCUGCGGCACGGCCGCUGUGUGUGUGAGGCGUCCGCCCGCCGCCGCCAUGACCGAGGAGCUGUACGAGAAGUUUCUGGCCCCCGACGAGCCGUGCCCGCUUCUCUCGCACCAGCACCCGCCGCGGGGCGGUAGCCUCAGCCUGAGCGAGGAGGGCUGCCUGGACGUCAGCGACUUCGGCUGCCAGCUCUCGUCCUGCCACCGCACCGACCCGCUGCACCGCUUCCACUCCAAUAGAUGGAACUUGACUUCUUGUGGAACUAGCGUGGCCAGCUCAGAGUGCAGUGAGGAGCUGUUCUCUUCAGUUUCAGUUGGUGACCAGGAUGACUGCUAUUCUCUGCUGGAUGACCAGGAGUUCACCUCUUUUGAUUUGUUCCCUGAAGGCAGUGUCUGCAGUGAUGUCUCCUCCUCGAUCAGCACAUACUGGGAUUGGUCGGACAGCGAGUUUGAAUGGCAGCUGCCUGGCAGUGACAUUACAAGUGGGAGUGAUGUACUUUCUGAUGUUAUACCUAGUAUUCCAAGCUCUCCAUGUCUGCUUCCGAAAAAGAAAAACAAGCAUAGGAAUCUUGAUGAACUUCCAUGGAGUGCAAUGACAAAUGAUGAACAGGUUGAAUAUAUUGAAUAUCUAAGUCGCAAAGUCAGUACAGAGAUGGGCCUUCGAGAGCAACUUGACAUUAUCAAAAUUAUUGAUCCUACUGCUCAGAUAUCACCUACAGAUAGUGAAUUCAUUAUUGAACUAAACUGUCUCACGGAUGAAAAAUUGAAACAGGUGAGAAAUUAUAUCAAGGAACAUGGACCUCGUCAACGAUCUGCGAGGGAAAACUGGAAGAGGAGUAGCUACAGUUGUGCCAGUACCAGUGGUGUGAGUGGUGCCAGCGUCAGCAGCAGCAGUGCCAGCAUGGUCAGCUCAGCAAGCAGCAGUGGUUCUAGUGUUGCUAACUCUGCUUCAAAUUCAAGUGCCAACAUGAGUCGAGCGCACAGUGAUAGUAAUUUGUCUACAAGUGCUGCAGAAAGAAUCCGGGAUUCAAAAGUAAAAACGUUCCAAGCAACGGAAAUUACAACAAAAAGCCUUACGCAAGAGACAGCUGAAAGAGCAAAGACAAGCUCGUAAGGAAAGACUGAGUGGAUUAUUUCUUAAUGAAGAAGUGCUCUCUUUAAAAGUGACUGAGGAGGACCAUGAAGGAGAUGUGGACGUUUUAAUGUGACAGGGGUGAAUUUAUCAGUGUUCUUUCUAAGCCUUAAAUGUAUUAUUGUUUACACGUAUUUCUCGACCAAAUUUUGAUUAAUGUUAACAGUAUAAACCAGAUCUUUCCUCAAGUAUAAUUUUUAUAACAUGUUCUAGGAGUUGAGUAACUUCAGCUUUUUGAGACUUAAUUUUGCAACUAAGACUUCAGAAACUUAAUUGACUUCUGAAAAGCUGCUGAGUAGAUAGUUGUUAAGGAAAACUGAACUUGGCUGACAUGCUAGUUUCUUGCAAGGCAUAUACCUAGGGAUGCUUUUGGAUGACACUAAGUAUGCAGUUCUAUAUUCCAGCUUUUUUUGUUUUCGCUUAGUUUGUGUUAUUAAACUUGGCUUGUUUUGUCUCUUUCUUUCCUGUUGUUAGGAAAGUUGUUUAGCUUGAGGGGGGGGGGGAAAACCAAACAGGCUUUAAUUCUAUAAGGCUUUCUUUAGUCUUUUUGUUGGGUCAUAUAAAAUCAAAAUAGUGUGAUAAAUCCCAUUUCUAGUAGAUGCUGAUUACCUCAAACUACAUAGAAAGUAAGAAGCAGGACUUCUAAUGCAGAAAAUCUGUAUACAGAAAUAAUGCCUAAUUGUAUAGUUGUUCAAGAAGCAGUUAAAUUAAAAAAAAAAAGACACAAAAAAAAUACAAUUUGCAAACUUAGCCUUUGAAGAAUUGUUUUGCUGCUCAAUGUCUUAGUCUGAUCAACAGUAAAGGCUGACCAGUACAUCCCGAGGAUUGCUGGAAAGAGAUUCAAAUGAAAUACCUUUAUGCAUUAAAAGUACAUUAAUCUUCAAUAGGGUUGUCUAGGACGCUGCUUAGAAUAGUUAAAAAUGCUACUGGAAAUAGAUGUGCAAACAAGAGGCACACAACUUUGGUGUUUUUCCCUGGAUUUAUAUAAAAAUAAAUUCAUCUUGUAAGCAAGAGAGCUUAGGCAUAGACGUAGCUACGUCUUUUCUAAUUGUAUGCUUACUCCUUUUGCCACCCAGCUGAGGAUGAGUCUUCCAUGUGGGUUGCACCGUUCCCAGCAUGCUUCAGAAUCCUGCUUUUGAAGUAUCUCUUAAAAUUGUGAUUUACAGGUAGGGAGGUAAAAUUAGUAGUUCUAACGUGUUUCCUCAUAAUGACCAUCUGUAAAGUGACUCCUGUCCUUAUCUUAGAACUACUUGUUAACAAUAUUCCUUCCCCCAGCACCUGAGAUAAAAUUGUAAGAGGUUAUAAAAGUUAUUUUCUAGUUCUAAGUUUGGGAACGUGAUUUUUUUAGUUACUUUUUUUUUUAAUCCUGAUGCUUUACUGCUUUCAUUUUGCUCUCAUUAAUUAAUGAGUUUAGUGUAGUCACAGCUGCCUGUAAAUGCAGCAUAUAGCCCAAUCCUGCAGAACUGCACGAUCCACUUUGUAUAGGUUUGGGGCUGCUCACUCAUUUUGCAUGUCUUACUCACACUUGUUUGCCAUGACAGCUAAAUUUUGUUCAUUUCAGAGGUGGCAUUCCAUAUAGCCCUGAAAUAAACCCAUAAAAUAUCUGCACAAUGGCUUCUGAAAGGGCUUCAAUAAUAUAUAAAAUGAAGUCCAUAAUUUAACCAGUACAAGUGAACUUAGUCACUCUCAUUGCUGCCAGACUUAGCCACUGAUAAAAAGAUACGUAAUGUCAUUUUAAACUUGAAUGUUAGCUGCUCUAUAUUGCCCAUCAUUUGGCUGUUAACCAGAACUGUUUCCUGUCAGUAUUCACUUGCACUGCACUAUAACUGGUUGAUACUUCUCUUCCUUCUGUAGAAGCAAUACUAAAAAGUUUUUAGCAGCAUACAAAUAUGCAGUGCCUCAGGAUGGUGGAGUUUGAAAGAGUGUCAUUUCAUUCUGUUUCAGUAGGCCUUCAGAGUUUAAAUUCCUCGGGCUUUGCUGACAGCUGGACCCUCUUGUUUUGAUGGGAUGCCUGUCUGCUAGCUUCCUGAGGUUAUUAAAUGAGGGAGGAUAGUGUUUCCAUCUUGAUCUUAGUGCAAGCACGUAAGUAUAAAUUAAUCAAAGUGAUUAAAUUAUUCCAAUUACUCACCUGCUGUAUUGGAGAAAAGUUCCUGGGUGCCAUGGUAGCUGGGUGGGGGUAGGUCAUCUCCAGCUGGGUACUUCCAUGGCUUCAGUUCAGACAAAUGAAUAGAAAAGUGUGGGUUGACAGGGGUGCCAUGUUAAUAACUUACAGCCCUAUAAUCUCACGGUUCCGGAGCGAUUUUAACCUGAGAAUACAAAACGAGGAAUGCUCUGAUCUGAACAUUCAUAACUUCUUGCUCACCUCUGUGCUUAGUACUUGGCAUCUCUGAGAAUCACACUAGGAAUAGCUGUGGGAUUCAGACUGCAUCACGUAAUUCUACACGCACUCUUUUUUCUUUUACAUCCUUCUUAGUUUCUAAUGACACCCUAAUUUUGAGUAGGGCUGAGAUGUGUUUUUUCUCAGAUUCUGUGAAAUACUGUAUGCUUAAAAUUCGUAUUGGAUUCCUGUGGCAUUUGUCAGUUGAAACUGUCGUUAAGCCUCAUCUUGCUGAUUCAAGUGUAAGCCAUUGUAGCUGCUGCUUUGUUUUACAGGAGGCUAUCUACAGCUUGCUGGGUUCAGAUAGCUGCAGAACAACAACAGAUGGUUAAAAUUCAGGCUUAUUUUGUAGUGUGUUUUAAAAAAAAAAAAUCAGAAUUCUACUUUUAAUUCAUUGAAGGAAAAUGUCAUCUUUUAAAAGCAAAAUAGAAGCACACAGGAAAAAAAAAUAAUAGUUGUGUUGCUCCAUGGUACUGAAGCUGUGUAACUAUGUGCUUUGUACCCACUGUAAUACAAGUGUAAUUAUUUAAGCUCUGUAACAUUAAUGGUUUGCUUCCAUGGUAACUUUUUCUCUAAAAAGGCUUAGAAGGAGCACUGAAAGUCUGAUUGCAAUAAGACUGUAAACAAUAGAGAACAUUCUUUUCUAAUAUAAUUUUAAAUAUAAGGAAGAAAGCUAGCUGCCUGACAAACCUGUCUAAUCUGUGUGUGUAUCUAAUGUCACCCUUUGUCUCUGUUAAGACAUGAACUAUUUUGCUUUAUGUGGGAAGCUGGUUAAAAGAUCGUAUGCUCAGUAUGGGGUGCUUACUAAGAACAGUAAGCAAGGUGUUUGCAAGGUUUUCCCAGGUUUAACUUUUAGUUCUCAUAUUGUGGUUUGAAACCUGUGAAGAUCAUUCUUUGGGGGGGGGAAAAAAAAAAAAACUGUUUGAAUUUAUUCAUAUGUAUUUACAACAGAGCGCAUAUAUGGUAUAGGAGCAUAUAAAAUGGCAAUAUUUACUAUUCAUCUAUGCUGAAUGGCCUGAAGCCAUUUCUUUUCUCUUAACACUCUUUGAGCUUUGAAUUCAGUUGAUGCGUUGGUCUAUAAAUACUAAUAAACCUGACUGUUUCGGGGGUCUGAGGUUCAUUCUUACAAGCCAAUUUUUCACGGCUCAUGUUAGAUUGAUUUGUUUAAAAUUCUUGAGCUUAUGAAUCUUGCAGUUCUUGGGUGCAGGAAGGACCUAGUCAACGCGCUAUGUUCCAUUUAAGGAUUGCAAAGUCAAGUUAUUAAUCUAUCAAGCGCAAAUGUUAAUAAUAUUCAAAGCUUGCCUGUUUUAACUGUUAACUCUGAUUACUCAUACUUGCAUUCUCUCUCAUCUGGCUAACUUUAAAAUAUUUCCAAAUUAUAAAUAAAUUCUUCAAUUAAAAAAGUGA
Numida meleagris (helmeted guineafowl) is the source of this 5083-nucleotide messenger RNA. It is a transcript of the gene FAM199X, whose product is annotated as family with sequence similarity 199, X-linked. The transcript is spliced from 6 exons. The record is from RefSeq and is a predicted model, not a curated record. Bases 13 to 1281 code for a protein of 422 amino acids. NCBI's taxonomy places the organism in Eukaryota, Metazoa, Chordata, Aves, Galliformes, Numididae.